AUGAACCUCUGCUGGUUGUUAACGGAUGAAUGUGACCCCCCCAAUCUUAACCCCCACCAGGUGAACUUCACUGUGGAUCAGAUCCGUGCCAUCAUGGACAAGAAGUCCAACAUCAGGAACAUGUCUGUGAUUGCCCAUGUGGAUCAUGGGAAGUCCACUCUGACGGACUCGCUGGUGUCAAAGGCGGGGAUCAUUGCUUCAUCCCGUGCCGGAGAGACCCGCUUUACAGACACGCGCAAAGACGAGCAGGAGCGCUGCAUCACCAUCAAAUCCACGGCCAUCUCUUUGUACUAUGAACUUGGAGAAAGCGACAUGGCGUUUAUCAAACAGAGUAAAGACGGAAACGGCUUCCUCAUCAACCUGAUUGAUUCUCCUGGUCACGUUGACUUCUCCUCUGAGGUCACUGCUGCCCUCAGGGUAACUGAUGGAGCCCUCGUAGUGGUGGACUGUGUCUCAGGUGUGUGCGUGCAGACAGAGACCGUGCUGCGGCAGGCCAUCGCUGAGCGCAUCAAGCCGGUCCUGAUGAUGAACAAGAUGGACCGGGCCCUACUUGAGCUGCAGCUGGAGCCAGAUGAACUCUUCCAGACCUUUCAGCGCAUCGUGGAGAACGUCAAUGUCAUCAUCUCCACCUACGGAGAGGAUGAGGGGGGGCCCAUGGGGAACAUUAUGAUUGACCCUGUUAUUGGAACAGUUGGGUUCGGCUCCGGCCUCCAUGGCUGGGCUUUCACCCUAAAGCAGUUUGCUGAGAUGUAUGUGGCGAAGUUCACUUCGAAAGGAGAUGCUCAACUGGGACCAGCAGCGAGGUGUAAGAAAGUGGAGGACAUGAUGAAGAAACUGUGGGGAGAGAGAUAUUUUGAUCCAAUUGCCGGCAAGUUCAGUAAGACUGCAACCGGUCCUGAUGGCCAGAAACUUCCUCGCACCUUCAGCCAGCUCGUUUUGGACCCCAUCUUUAAGGUUUUUGAUGCCAUCAUGAAUUUCAAGAAGGACGAGACAGCCAAACUAAUUGAGAAGCUGGACGUCAAACUAGACUCUGAGGACAGGGAGAAAGAGGGGAAACCCCUGCUGAAGGCUGUGAUGCGUCGUUGGCUGCCUGCCGGAGAGGCCCUGCUCCAAAUGAUCACCAUCCACUUGCCCUCCCCCGUCACUGCACAGAAAUACCGCUGUGAGCUGCUCUAUGAAGGGCCAGGAGACGACGAGGCUGCCAUGGGUAUUAAGAACUGCGAUCCUAAGGCUCCUCUGAUCAUGUACAUUUCCAAGAUGGUCCCGACCACUGAUAAGGGUCGUUUUUACGCAUUUGGCCGUGUAUUCUCUGGCUGUGUGUCCACUGGCCUGAAAGUGCGUAUCAUGGGGCCAAACUUCACCCCUGGCAAGAAGGAGGACCUUUACAUCAAACCCAUCCAGAGGACCAUUCUGAUGAUGGGCCGGUAUGUGGAGCCCAUAGAAGAUGUCCCAUGUGGCAACAUCGUGGGUCUUGUCGGAAUAGACCAGUUUCUGAUUAAGACAGGGACUAUUACCACCUUUGAACAAGCCCACAACAUGAGGGUGAUGAAGUUCAGUGUGAGCCCUGUGGUCAGAGUCGCUGUGGAGGCCAAGAACCCCGCUGAUCUGCCCAAGCUGGUGGAGGGACUGAAGCGUCUGGCCAAGUCUGACCCCAUGGUGCAGUGCAUCAUCGAGGAGUCUGGGGAGCACAUCAUCGCCGGAGCAGGAGAGCUGCAUCUGGAGAUCUGCCUGAAGGACCUGGAGGAAGACCACGCCUGCAUUCCACUGAAGAAAUCCGACCCAGUCGUUUCUUACAGAGAGACAGUAAUGGAGGAAUCAGAUCAGAUGUGUCUAUCCAAGUCUCCUAACAAGCACAAUCGUCUCUUCAUGAAGUCCCGCCCCUUCCCCGACGGCCUGGCUGAAGAUAUCGAGAAGGGGGAGGUCAGCCAUCGCCAGGAGCUCAAGGCCCGUGCACGUUACCUCUCCGACAAGUAUGAGUGGGAGGUGACAGAGGCCAGGAAGAUCUGGUGCUUCGGUCCCGACGGAAGUGGGGCCAACCUGCUGAUAGACAUGACAAAGGGGGUUCAGUACCUCAACGAGAUCAAGGACAGUGUCGUGGCUGGUUUCCAGUGGGCAACUAAAGAGGGGGCUCUGUGUGAGGAGAAUAUGCGCGCAAUUCGCUUUGACAUUCAUGACGUGACACUGCACGCAGACGCCAUCCACCGCGGUGGAGGACAGAUUAUUCCCACAGCUCGUAGGGUCCUGUACGCCUGCCAGCUCACUGCUCAGCCACGACUCAUGGAGCCUGUGUACCUGGUGGAGAUACAGUGCCCAGAGCAGGUGGUCGGUGGUAUCUAUGGUGUGUUGAACAGGAAACGUGGUCAUGUAUUCGAGGAAUCCCAAGUGAUCGGCACUCCCAUGUUUGUGGUGAAAGCCUACCUGCCUGUCAACGAGUCCUUUGGGUUCACAGCUGACCUGCGCAGCAACACUGGAGGCCAGGCCUUUCCUCAGUGUGUUUUUGACCACUGGCAGAUUCUUCCCGGAGACCCCAGCGAUCCCAACAGCAGACCCUUUCAGAUUGUCGCUGAAAUUAGGAAACGCAAAGGUCUGAAAGAGGGCAUUCCCGCCCUCGACAACUACCUGGACAAAUUGUAG
Messenger RNA from Anoplopoma fimbria (sablefish), 2634 nucleotides. Its product is annotated as elongation factor 2. The record is from RefSeq and is a predicted model, not a curated record. Gene Ontology annotation, biological process: translational elongation. Gene Ontology annotation, molecular function: GTPase activity; ribosome binding; translation elongation factor activity. Gene Ontology annotation, cellular component: ribonucleoprotein complex; cytosol. The transcript is spliced from 13 exons. Lineage: Eukaryota; Metazoa; Chordata; Actinopteri; Perciformes; Anoplopomatidae. Bases 1 to 2634 code for a protein of 877 amino acids.